AUGCGCCGCGCCGCRCCUCCCUCGCCGCUGACGCCUGUUGCCACGGCGACGCCCAGAGCCAGACACCUAAACCCGUUCUGCUUCUGGCUGCUGCUGCUGCUGGAUCAUGUGAACCCAUCUUCAACAAACCUUUGUUUAUUUUCAGAAAUUGGCUGGAAGGUGAAGGCCAACGACAGAGCGUACCACCAGCUGCCCGAGUUCAAAAAGAAGGUCUUCCUGUGCAUCAAGAAGAGCCGAUACUCUGGAAACGCCAUCAAGACGUACAAAUACAACGUCAUCACCUUCCUGCCCCUGAACCUGUAUGAGCAGUUUAAGAGGGUGGCCAACGUUUACUUCCUGGCUCUGCUCAUCCUGCAGAUCAUCCCAGACAUCUCCACGCUCCCCUGGUACACCACUCUGAUUCCUCUGGUCAUCGUUUUGGGAAUCACUGCGAUCAAAGACCUGAUAGACGACCUGGCGCGUCACAGGAUGGACAAGGAAGUCAACAACAGGAAGUGUGAAGUUUUGCUGGAUGGACGGUUUAAGGAAUCGAAGUGGAUGGACAUCCAGGUGGGCGACGUCGUCCGCAUGAAGAAAAACGACUUCAUUCCGGCCGACAUCCUGCUGCUGUCCAGCUCCGAGCCGAACAGCUUGUGUUACGUAGAAACCGCCGAGCUUGAUGGAGAAACCAACCUGAAGUUUAAGAUGGGGCUCAGAGUGACGGACCAGAGGCUGCAGGAGGAGCGAGAUCUGGCCCAGUUCAACGCUCUGAUCGAAUGUGAGGAACCAAACAACCGACUGGACAAGUUUACGGGGACGAUGCUGUGGGACGGCGAGCGUUUCCCUCUGGAGCUGGACAACAUGCUGCUGCGAGGAUGCAAAAUCCGAAACACCGACUACUGCCACGGCCUGGUCAUCUUCGCAGGAAACGAUACCAAGAUCAUGAGGAACGGAGGCAAAACGAGGUUCAAGAGAACCAAGAUAGACGAGCUGAUGAACAACAUGGUUUACACGAUCUUCGCUCUGCUCAUCCUGGURUCGGCCGGACUCGCCAUCGGUCACUCCUUCUGGUACCAGAACAUCGGRACCAACUCCUGGUACCUGAACGACGGCAAAACCCAAACCGUCGCCUACAGAGGCUUCCUCAGCUUCUGGGGCUACAUCAUCGUCCUCAACACCAUGGUGCCCAUUUCCCUCUACGUCAGUGUGGAGGUGAUUCGUCUGGGCCAGAGUAAAUUCAUCAACUGGGACCUGCAGAUGUAUUAUUCAGAGAAAGACACACCAGCUAAGGCCCGAACGACGACCCUGAACGAGCAGCUGGGGCAGAUCCAGUACAUCUUCUCCGACAAAACGGGAACUUUGACGCAGAACGUCAUGCAGUUCAAGAAGUGCACCAUCGCCGGGCGGAGUUACGGAGGCCCAACCACGUCUGAAGGAGUUGCUCUGGACAAAAUAAAGCCGGUGGACUGGACCUGGAACCGCCACGCUGACAGGAAGUUCCAGUUUAUUGACCACUUCCUGGUCGCCAACAUCAAAUCCAAGAAGGACAAAGACGCUCUGGAGUUUUUCAAGCUUCUCUCGCUGUGCCACACGGUCAUGGUGGAGAGCAACGAGGGAGGCGAGCUGGUGUAUCAGGCCGCGUCUCCUGAUGAGGGCGCUCUCGUGACGGCAGCCAGGAACUUUGGCUUCGUGUUUCUGUCGCGCACCCAGGACACCAUCACCAUCUCUGAGAUGGGCCAGGAGGCGACCUACGAGAUGCUGGCCCUGCUGGACUUCAACUCAGACCGCAAGCGCAUGUCGAUCAUCYUGAAGUUUCCCGACGGACGGAUUCGUCUGUACUGCAAAGGAGCCGAUACGGUCAUCUAUGAGCGGCUGUCCUCAAACACCCGACACAAGGAAUCCACCCAGACCGCUUUGGACAUCUUUGCCAAUGAGACGUUGAGGACGCUCUGCCUGUGCUACAAGGACAUCAGCGCCAGCGAGUUUGAGGCUUGGUCCCGCAGACACAAAGAGGCCCAGCUGGACAUGGUGGACAGAGAAACCGCCCUGGACAGAGUCUAUGAGGACAUCGAGAAGGACCUGAUGAUGAUUGGAGCAACAGCCAUUGAGGAUAAACUUCAGGAUGGCGUUCCAGAGACCAUCGCCAACCUGGCCAAAGCUGGCAUCAAAAUCUGGGUCCUGACCGGCGAUAAGAAAGAAACGGCAGAAAACAUCGGAUUCUCAUGUCAGCUGCUGACGGACAAGAUGCAGAUCCACUAUGGAGAGGACGUCAACGGUAAGCUGCUGGCCCGUCAAGCCGCCAGGAGAAAUGAAGGUCCGAAUUCACUUCGCCUUGGCAAAAAGAAACCCGAUGAACCUUUCUUCCCUGGAACCAACAACAACGCUCUGAUCAUCACCGGAGGAUGGCUGAACGAGAUUCUUUAUGAGAAGAAGAAGAAACGCCGCCGGCUGCGUCUCCGCCGCUUGGGAAGGAGACAAACUCCGGGCAACCCCCAGGACCCGAUGAACGACCAGGAGAAGGAAAUGAGACAAGUGGACUUCGUGAACAUGGCCUGCGAGUGCGAGGCGGUGAUCUGCUGCCGCGUCACGCCCAAGCAGAAGGCCAACGUCGUGAGUCUGGUGAAGAAGUACAAGAAGGCCGUGACCCUGUCCAUCGGAGACGGAGCCAACGACGUCAACAUGAUCAAAACCGCCGACAUCGGGGUGGGCAUCAGCGGUCAGGAGGGGAUGCAGGCCGUCAUGUCCAGCGACUACGCCUUCGCCCAGUUCUCCUACCUGCAGCGCCUCCUGCUGGUGCACGGCCGCUGGUCCUACAUCAGGAUGUGCAAGUUCCUCCGUUUCUUCUUCUUCAAGAACUUCGCCUUCACUCUGGUCCAUUUCUGGUUCUCCUUUUUCAACGGAUACUCCUCUCAGACGGCCUAUGAAGACUGGUUCAUCACGCUCUACAACCUGGCCUACAGCAGCCUGCCGGUCCUGCUGGUCGGACUCCUGGAUCAGGACGUGAACGACGAGCUCAGCCUGAAGGUCCCAACGCUGUACCUGCCCGGCCAGCAGGGGACGCUGUUCAACUACAAGAACUUCUUCAUCAGCCUGUUCCACGGCAUCUUCGUGUCGCUCGCCAUCUUCUUCAUCCCGUACGGAGCGUUCCUGCAGACCAUGGGGCAGGACGGCGAGGCGCCCUCCGACUACCAGUCCUUCGCCGUGGUUACGGCCUCGUCGCUCGUCUUCAUCGUCAACCUGCAGAUCUCUCUGGACACGUCGUACUGGACCUUCGUCAGCUGCUUCGCCGUUCUGGGCAGCAUCGCCAUUUACUUCGGCAUCAUGUUUGACAUCCACAGCGCCGGGAUCCACGUCAUCUUCCCCUCCGUCUUCACCUUCACAGGCGCGGCGCCCAACGCCCUGCGGCAGCCCUACCUGUGGCUGACCAUCAUCCUGACGGUGGGGAUCAGCCUGCUGCCCGUCAUCUGCAUCCAGUUCCUCCAUAAAACCAUCUGGCCGUCUGUGGGAGACAAGGUGAGACAACCUGAGUGA
Messenger RNA from Poecilia reticulata (guppy), 3510 nucleotides. The record is from RefSeq and is a predicted model, not a curated record. Lineage: Eukaryota; Metazoa; Chordata; Actinopteri; Cyprinodontiformes; Poeciliidae.